Messenger RNA from Symbiodinium necroappetens, 1995 nucleotides. The record is from the annotation of a GenBank genome assembly. Lineage: Eukaryota; Dinophyceae; Suessiales; Symbiodiniaceae.
AUGGACGUGGGCCUCCAUAGCAGGGGCCCUGGUUCGGGCCGGGAGCUGCUUGGGAGUGUCAGGGCGGCACUCCGUUCUCGCAGCUGGUCCCUGGCUGUGUCCCUGCUGCGAGAUGCCUGGGAGGCGAGGGAACCGCCGAAUGCAGCUGCCUGCAGCUGCACCGUCAGCACACUUAUCAAGGAACGGAGGUGGCAAGACAGCUUGUUUCUUUGGAGGGAUCUUACAGACACCGAUCAUCUUCCCCUUGAUGUGGCAGCUUGCAGCAUGUUGGUCAGUGCCUGCUCUAAAGCUGAGCAGUGGGAGCAGUCUCUGGAGAUCUUUGCCUCUGGCAAGAGGCUGGACGAGAUGGCCUACUGUGCUGGCAUCUCGGCUAUGGAGAAGGGCUCUUUAUGGCAAGCUGCAAUCGGUAUGCUGGAGAAGAUGGAAACGGAGAGCCUGCAGCUGAGUGUCUUCUCCUACAGUGCCACGAUCAGUGCAGGCCGAGCUUUCAGCUGCUGGCAGCAAGCGCUGCAACUGAUCCAGGGCAUGGGGUCCAAGCAGAUUCUCCCGAACACAGUGGCCAUAAACGCAGGGAUUGCGAACUGUGAGCGAGCUGGCAAGUGGAUUGCGGCACUGGCCCUAUUCGAGCUGAUGCUUACUUCGGACCUGAGCCCAUCUGUAGUGACUCUGGGCUCUGUCGUGGCAGCCUGUGGCCGUGGUCAGCAGCUCACAGCAGCCUUGGCAGUUUGGGAUGCCUGUGCUUUGAUGGGGGUCCGCCCCAGCCACGAAGCCUGGUCUGCCUUGGUCACGGCAUGUGAACGCUCUGGAGCCUGGCAAAAAGCCCUUCUUCUCAUGGAAGAGUCUGGCUCUAAGAGCGGCUUCAUUCUGAGCAGUGUCGUGAGUUCUUGCACUGGGGCACAGGAGUGGGAGCGCGCCUUGUAUCUCUUGCGCCAGGAUGGGUUUCGGGAUCCUGUCCUCUGCAGCUCCCUGGUGUCUGCCUGGGAGGCUGGUUCUCACUGGGAGUCUGCGCUGCUAGCCUUGUGUCGAAUGGAGGAGAGGAGGCAGAUGCCCAAUGCCAUUGCACGGACUUCUGCCAUUGGAGCCUGUGAGAAGGCACAGCAAUGGGAAAGGGCCAUUGCACUUCUGCAAGCUUUCGAUGGAGAUUCGAUCGAGGCUGACGUCGUGGUUUUUGGUGCUGCGAUGAGUGCCUGCGAGAAGGCCUGGAGGUGGGAUAUGGCCAUCGACCUGCUGGCUCAUAUGAGCAUAGCAAAGAUAGAGAUAAACACCAUCGUCUACAACUCCGCCAUAAGCGCCUGCGGUGCAGGCCGCAAGGUUGGCUUGGCCUUUCUGCUCCUCGAAGAGAUGCUUCAGACUUAUGUGUUCCCGGACACUGUGACGUACAGCGCUGUAAUCACAGCAUGUGAGAAGACCCAUGAGUGGCAGCUGGCUCUUUCUGUUCUACAGCGCAUGCGUUCAGCAGGCACCGAGCCAAACACCGUGACUUGCAGUGCUGCGGUCUCUGCCUGCGAGAAGGGGCUGAGCUGGAGGCAUGCUGUUGCACUCCUGGCCCAGAUGCAUGUGGCUUCCUUGGAAGUCAACGAAUUCACUUUCAGCGCCGCCAUCAGCGCCUGCGAGAAGUGCAACUGUUGGGAGAUCGCCGUUCAGCUCUUCUCGGAGGCUGAGGCCGCGUUUCAAGCGGAGCCUUCCAUUUGGGUGCACAACGCUUUUGCCAGCGCGCUCGAGAAGGGUCACCAGCUGGAGAAGCUGCUCUCCCUCUUGGAAGGCAUGUGGAAGGCAGGACCACGACCAGACCUCGUUACACACAACGCUGCGUUGGCCGCCUGCCGGCGUGCGUGGAGCUGGGAGAAUUCAGUCGCGAUUUUGAACUUAGCCGCUGCACAGGGCGAGGCCGAUGCUAUAGCACUUGAGGCGGUCAUGGUGGCCUGUGGCCGCACUGGACAGCUUCAUGUGCUUCCUGAGCUUCAGGCGUCGCCAUGGCAGCACGAACAAGACGAG